This is a messenger RNA of Bombus impatiens (common eastern bumble bee), 1388 nucleotides long. Its product is annotated as ATP synthase mitochondrial F1 complex assembly factor 2. The transcript is spliced from 7 exons. Gene Ontology annotation, cellular component: mitochondrion. The record is from RefSeq and is a predicted model, not a curated record. Gene Ontology annotation, biological process: mitochondrial proton-transporting ATP synthase complex assembly. Lineage: Eukaryota; Metazoa; Arthropoda; Insecta; Hymenoptera; Apidae. The coding region runs from base 207 to 1013 and encodes 268 amino acids.
AUUUAAAGACCGAUUAAUAGUAGAACGAUUCAGAUUAGAUUCGAUUAUAAAAUAUCGAUAACUAACGAUAUCAAAUAGCAGAAUUGCACUAUAGUUGCGUGUUGCAUUACGAGUUACGAAUUGUUUGUCAAAUCAAGCGUAUUUACUUAUAUGUUAAAAGGAUGAAGUAAUAUUUAUGACAGACAGAUUCUUAAUAUUUAGUAAAAAUGUAUUAUUUUAGACAUAAAAAAUUGGUUAUGAUCUUCAAUAUAGUAAGAAAUAUGGCCACCCUUAGAAGAUUUUAUCGAAAAACAAAUAUAUUAUUGUGUGAUGGAAAAUUUGAAAUUACACUUGAUCAAAGGAAGCUCAAAACACCACAAGGAAAGAUAUUACAAGUGGAAAGCAAACCUUUAGCUUUAGCUAUAGCAACAGAAUGGGAUAUGCAGAAAAACAUUAUUGAUAGAAGUAGUAUGCAUCUAACAGCCCUGUGUAAUACUGUAAUAGAUAAUCCUAACAAUCAUACAAAGCAAGAUAUGGCAAAUCACAUUGUGAAUUGUUUGGAAAUGGAUACAGUACUAUUUCAUUCAUACGAAAAUGAAGAAUUAUAUAAAAUACAAACUGAAAAUUGGGAUCCACUAAUACAAUGGUUUUGUGACAAAUAUGGGGUGAAUUUGGUUAAAACUCAGAGUAUAGAAGCUCCUACUGUAUCUUCAGAAACUAAAACAAUAUUGACAAGACACUUAAUGUCCUACAAUUAUAGUGCAGUUUAUGGUUUUAUGUAUGGAGUCGAUGCUCUCAAAUCUGUAAUCCUUACUCUAGCUGCAGCAGAAAGAGUAAUUAGUAUAGAGGAAGCAGUAAGGCAAUCACGCUUGGAGGAAAAUUAUCAAAUUUCUCAUUGGGGUUCUGUAGAAUGGUUCCAUGAUCAAAAUAAAUAUGACUUACAAGCUCGUUUAGCUGCAGCUAUCUUAUUUGUGCAUUUGAACUCUUAUUCUGUGUCAUGUCAACCAAAAAUAAAUAACAAGAAUGUUGAUUAAUUUAUAAAAAUUAAUUGAAUAAAUUUUGUACAAAACUCGUACAUGUGGCGUAUUGGAAUGAAAUGAAACAGUAACAAUAUUUUUACUAGUUUGAAGUACGACAAGAAGAUGGGUCAACAGAAGAUAAUGCCUCUACUGGACUUGAAUUGGUUAUUGGAUAAAUAGCAGUUUCUGUGCGUAAUUCAAUGUCAAAUAUACAACCAGAAAAUCCAGUAUGAAGGGGCAAAUCGUGAGGUAAAGACUCAAAAUUUUUUGAUUUGUGUCCACCUGAACAGGAAUAAUUUUUACAAAUAAUGUUGCAUCUAUCUUCUAAUAUAAACUUUUUAAACAAAAUUAUCAAAUAAUAAAAAGCGAACCGAUAUAAAGUAUUGGUGA